AUGGAGGUGACCAGUGAUCGGCGGUCUUUGGCAGCGCCGACCUCCAUGGAACUCGACUCAUCUGCGGGAGUCGGCGUCGAUAAGCUUCCUCCUAAGCCAAAGUUCGCCGCUCUCUCGGCUCAGGAGAUGGAUGGGAAGGUAGAGUUUCGAAGGAUACCGGUUCCUCCCCACCGGUACUCUCCUCUGAAGAAGAACUGGAUGGAGAUAUACACCCCCGUCUACGAACAAAUGAAGAUCGAUAUCCGCAUGAACCUCAAGGUUAUCUUUUCUUGGAUUAAUCUAACGGUUUUUUUACUGGAGUGAGUAACUGCAGUAGUUGCCCAAGUUAAAAGCACCAUGAAUGUCUCUCGUGGCCGAUCCAAAGAGUGUUGACGUAUCUAUCUAUGAACAGCAUUCGAUUUCACCCGGCCUACAUGAAUCCAUUCAACUGGCAGCCUCUAGUUUUUUUUCAACACGUCGUUCAUCGUGUUUCCAUUUAGGGAACCUGUCACACAUUACUCCGCGCAAGGAUGUUAGACACGUUUAUCUUUUUCGAAGUUCUGAUUAUUUUGUUCUUUUGUUUGCAUCUCGACGUUCAAAUUGAUUAAUCGUCGCGUAGCAGAUGAAGUGUCACUCCCCCCUCCUGUGAUUUGUAUGCGUUUCCUCUUGUGCUUGCACUCGAUGGAGCUGAUUUCAUUUUCACAUUUUUUUACUCGAUAUCCGCAUGAACCUCUAGGUGAUCUUUUCUUGGAUUAAUCCCACAGUUUUUUUUACUGAAGUGAGUAACUUCAGUAGUUUCCCAAGUUAAGAGCACCAUGGAUGUCACUCAUGGCCGAUCCAGAGAGUGUUGACGUAACUAUCUAUGAACAGCAUUCGAUUUCACCCGGCCUACAUGAAUCCAUUCAACUGGCAGCCUCUAGUUUUUUUCAACACGUCGUUCAUCGUGUUUCCAUUUAGGGGACCUGUCACACAUUUACUCCACGCAAUGAUGUUAGUCAUGUUUCGAAAUUGUAAUUAUUUUGUUCUUUUUUUUCGCAUCUCGACGUUCAAAUUGAUUAAUCCUCGCGUAGCAGAUGAAGUCUCACUCCCCCCACCUGUGAUUUGAAUGCGUCUCCUCUUGUGCUUGCACUCAAUUAGCUGAUUUCACUUUCACGUUAUUUUAUCCAAGGAAGAAUUUUUCUAAUGCACUCUCUAUUUAUCAACCAUCUAGUUUUUUUCCCCCAUCGCACCACCCGUUUUUUAGUGUUCUGCAAUGAAUGUUCUCGCCCAGAUUCCGAGCUUUGUUGAUCGAUGUUCUUGGCUUUUGUAACUCUCUAGGCCCGGAAGGUCGAACUGAAGACCAGACGGGACACGCCGGAGGUAGGCAACCUGCAGAAGUGCGCUGACUUCGUGCACGCCUUCAUGCUCGGCUUCGACGUCGCGGACGCCCUCGCCCUCCUCCGCCUGGACGACCUCUACGUCGAGUCCUUCGAGAUCCAGGACGUGAAGACGCUGCGCGGCGAGCACGAGAAGAGGGCCAUCGGCAGGCUCUCCGGCAAAGGGGGGAAGACCAAGUUCACCAUCGAGAACUGCACCCGCACCAGGAUCGUCAUCGCGGACAGGAAGAUCCACAUCCUCGGCUCCUUCGUCAACAUCAAGGUUGCCAGGGACUCCCUCUGCAGUCUGAUCCUGGGCUCCCCGGCAGGGAAGGUCUACUCCAAGCUCCGAUCCGUCACCGCCAGAUUGGCGGAGAGGUGCUGA
Spirodela intermedia is the source of this 1719-nucleotide messenger RNA. NCBI's taxonomy places the organism in Eukaryota, Viridiplantae, Streptophyta, Magnoliopsida, Alismatales, Araceae. The record is from the annotation of a GenBank genome assembly.